Protobothrops mucrosquamatus (brown spotted pit viper) is the source of this 1226-nucleotide messenger RNA. RefSeq names its product ephrin type-A receptor 5-like. The transcript is spliced from 10 exons. The record is from RefSeq and is a predicted model, not a curated record. The annotation marks the transcript as partial. NCBI's taxonomy places the organism in Eukaryota, Metazoa, Chordata, Lepidosauria, Squamata, Viperidae. Gene Ontology annotation, biological process: axon guidance; protein phosphorylation. Gene Ontology annotation, molecular function: ATP binding; transmembrane-ephrin receptor activity; protein binding. Gene Ontology annotation, cellular component: neuron projection.
CAGUAGUUGCAUCCAGUGAGCAGCAUCAGAUCCCUAUAAUUGCUGUAUGUGUUACUGUGGGAGUGAUUCUUUUGGCUGUUGUAAUUGGUUUCCUUCUCAGCGGAAGGCGGUGUGGCUAUAGCAAAGCUAAACAAGAUCCUGAAGAAGAAAAAAUGCACUUUCAUAAUGGCCACAUUAAACUACCAGGAGUAAAGACCUAUAUUGAUCCACAUACCUAUGAAGACCCUAAUCAAGCUGUCCAUGAAUUUGCCAAAGAAAUAGAAGUGUCAUACAUAUCAAUUGAAAGAGUUAUUGGAGCUGGUGAAUUUGGUGAAGUAUGCAGUGGGCGCUUGAAACUUCCUGGGAAAUGUGAGUUGCCGGUGGCCAUUAAAACCCUGAAAGUGGGCUACACUGAGAAACAAAGACGGGAUUUCUUGGGAGAAGCAAGCAUAAUGGGGCAAUUUGAUCAUGCCAACAUAAUACACCUGGAAGGCGUGGUAACAAAGAGUAAACCAGUCAUGAUUGUAACUGAAUAUAUGGAAAAUGGAUCUUUGGAUACAUUUUUAAAGAAGAAUGAUGGGCACUUUACUGUAAUUCAAUUGGUUGGUAUGCUCCGAGGAAUAGCUUCUGGGAUGAAGUAUUUAUCUGACAUGGGAUACGUACAUAGAGACUUGGCUGCCAGAAAUAUCCUAAUCAAUAGUAAUUUAAUGUGUAAAGUGUCAGACUUUGGACUUUCUCGAAUUCUUGAAGAUGAUCCUGAAGCUGCUUACACAACAAGAGCCCAAACCUUCCGCAAAUUUACCUCUGCCAGUGAUGUCUGGAGCUAUGGGAUUGUGAUGUGGAAAGUAGUGUCCUAUGGAGAGAGACCAUACUGGGAGAUGACCAAUCAAGAUGUGAUUAAGGCUGUUGAAGAAGGUUAUCGUUUGCCAAGUCCCAUGGACUGCCCAGCUGCUCUCUAUCAGCUAAUGUUAGAUUCCUGGCAGAAGGACCGAAAUAGCAGGCCCAAAUUUGAUGAAAUAGUCUGCAUAUUGGAAAAGCUCAUUCGGAAUCCCAGUAGCCUGAAAACAUUGGUGAACACAUCAAGCAGAAUUUCAAAUUUAUUAGGGGAACAUAGCCCACUUGGAAAUGGUGUCUACAGAUCUGUAGGUGAAUGGCUGGAAGCCAUCAAAAUGGGACGGUACACAGAGAUUUUAAUGGAAAAUGGAUAUAAUUCCAUGGAUGCUGUGGCUCAGGUGACACUGGAGUGA